This is a messenger RNA of Xyrauchen texanus (razorback sucker), 2072 nucleotides long. RefSeq names its product ras-related protein Rab-13-like. Gene Ontology annotation, molecular function: GTP binding; GTPase activity. The transcript has 9 exons. Lineage: Eukaryota; Metazoa; Chordata; Actinopteri; Cypriniformes; Catostomidae. Bases 1 to 858 code for a protein of 285 amino acids. The record is from RefSeq and is a predicted model, not a curated record.
AUGGGAAUUCGAUUGAUUCUGGAUGACGGCAGCCACACCUUCUUAUGGAAUAAUACAGAAACAGCUAAAGAGAAAAGCCCUUUACAAAGGAAGGAAUCCAUCCUAGGAGACUAUUUCCCGCUGAGAAAAUCCACUAAAAGGCAGCUGAUGAAAACCUCACAAGAUGAGCCAGAAGAUGCUUCGUUAAACGACUCCAGUCCGAAAAGACUCUCUAUAGCCGAACAUAAAGAGGACACAACAACCAGUCCAUCAGAGAGAACCGCGAGUGUUAUAAGCGAUCCACAGCGUGUGUUUAAGGUGGUGUUUUUGGGUAAUUCUGGAGUGGGAAAGAGUUCCUUCAUCCAUCAUUACUGCAGCGGUCAGUUCCCCAACAACAUGGCUUCAACUGUGGGGAUGGAUUUCCAGGUGAGGAGCGUAAUGCUUGAUUCUACACCUGUCGCUUUGCAGCUGUGGGACACUGCAGGACAAGAAAGAUUCCACAGCAUCACCCAGCAGUACUUUCGCCGAGUGGAUGGAAUCAUCGCUAUGUAUGAUGUCACCCAGGAGACGUCUUUCAAAGCUGUUCGCCAUUGGUUGGACCAGGUGCAGGAAAAGAUGAAUGAAGAGGCGUGUCUAUUGUUGCUAGGCAAUAAGACAGACCUGGUGACUGUUGACAGGAGGGAGGUGACCGCGGCACAGGGCCGGAUGCUGGCGGAGCAGUUUCAGGCUGAGUUCUAUGAAUGCAGUGCUAAGAGUGGACACCAGGUGGAAGAGGCCAUGACACACCUGACCAGGUUACUCGCCUCACAGCAGGAUAAUCAGUGCGAGUCUGCGCUCAGUCUUGAGAAUUCUCCCAACAGAGGGCGCUGUUGCAAAUAGGCGGAUCCUCAUUUCCGAAUUCAGGCUUCCUCAUGAAUAUUAAUUAUGGCUGAAUUGCUCUGAUUAUUCAUGAGCCAAUGGAUUCCUAAACAUACGAACCUCUAAAUUCAGAAUGUUCAGGAAAUAUGUCAACUGUAAAAGGUUAUAAAAUAUUAUCUGGAACAAUUAUAAGAUUCAUUUAAAGUUCAAUACAAGUUAAGCUCAAUUGACAGCAUUUGUGGUAUAAUAUUGAUUACCACAAAAAAUGAUUUUGACUUGUCCAUCCUUUUCUUAAAAAAAGGAGAAAAAAAUCUGUGUUACAGUGAGACACUUACAAUGGAAGUGAAUGGGGGCCAAUCCAUAAACAUUAAAAUACUAAUUGUUUCAAAAUUAUAGACACAAGAUGUAAACAAUAUGUGUGUAAACAUGAUUUUAGUGUGAUGAAAUCACUUUCUAACCUUUUCUGUGUAAAGUUAUAGCCAAUUUUACAAAUUCAUUGCCAUGAGGAUGCAACGCUGGAAACCUAAUGAUCAUACAAAUUACUGUUUAAACAACGUCACAGUCAAAAAAACAACAAAAAAAUAAAACAAAACACAAGUUUUAACAGAAGAAUGAAUUUAAGUGCAUUUAUAAAAUUAUUAGCUUCACAUUUCUGCCUUUAAACCAUCUAAUAUUUGGCCCCAUUGACUUCCAUUGUAAAUGCCUCACUGUUAACACAGAUUUGUGCUUUUUUUAAAGAAAAGGAUGAUUUUUUUUUUUUUGUGGUAAUCAACAUUAUAACACAAGUUCUGUUGAUUGAUAUUAACUUGUAAUGAACCUGGAAUAUAUUUUUAAGAUUAAAACACUCCAACAAUGUAUUACACCAAAUUAACUGUUUACACAUUUACAACUUUUUUAUUCACUGAAGUCAGCUACUUAUUUUGAUUUAACAGAGUAUACUGUUAAAAUUAAGGUCUGAAACAAAGUUAGUAUUUAAAAAUAAGUAUUUAUGCAUUUUAUAUUAAUCAUUUUGCGGGCUUGAGGCAAUACAUUAUAUAAACAACAUUUUUGGAAGUACAGAAUUAAAUGUUAUCUGCCAAUUUUACAUAUUCAGGCUAAAUUUUAAACUGUGAACUUACAAAUAUUAUUUUUGUAUUUGUAAACGGAAGUAUGCAUCAUAAAAGUUUUAUUAUUUAUAUUUUACUGUUGUAACAAUUAUGUCUUCUUUGGGGUUUCCGAGCAAUAAAUAUGUUACA